AUGGAUGCGAUAUCCUUCGUGCUAGGCAUCAAGUCCGCCCAUCUGAGAUCCACACACUUGUCAGAGCUGGUAUAUCGAGGCAGAGUGUUGCGCAAGUCAGUCGCAAAUGGCGACGUUGCGACGAACGGCGUGAACGGCCACCAUGAGGAAGAAGAAGGUAGCCAGGUCAACGGCACACAGGAGCGCAACGAUCCGAAGUCAGCCUGGGUCAUGGCCGUGUACGAGGACGACGCUGGAGAAGAGCAACGCUGGAAGCGUACUAUCACGAACCAGGGCGUGUCAGAAUAUCGUCUGAAUGAGCGUGUCGUUACCGCUCAGGCGUACAACGAAUCUCUCGAGACAGAGAAUAUUCUCAUCAAGGCCCGCAACUUCUUGGUUUUCCAAGGCGACGUCGAAGCGAUUGCGAUUCAGAAGCCACAGGACUUGACAAAGCUCAUUGAGCAGGUAUCCGGCAGUCUCGAGUUCAAGGCUGAAUACGACAAGCUCAAGGACGAGUCGGACGAAGCCGCCGAGCAGCAGACCUAUCAGCUGAAUCGCCGCCGGGGCAUCAACUCCGAGAAAAAGCAGUAUGAAGAGCAGAAGAGAGAAGCAGAUAAGUUUGUUCAAAAGGCUGCUGAGCGCGAUGAGGCGAUUGUCACUCACAGUUUGUGGAAAUUGUUCCAUCUGCAGCGUCAAAUUGAAGAAUCGAGCGCAGAGAUUCAAAAAUUCCAAGCCGAGCUCAAGGACUUUCAGCGAGGCAUUGAGAAGUACACGAAGGACCUCGACACGGCGAAAACCGAGCAUGCGAAGUCCGCCCGCGCUGUCACCAAGGCGGAAAAAGAAAUCAAGGCGAAAGAAGCAGAGAUCGAGGACAAGCACUCCUCCCUCGUUCCGAUCGAUGAGCAGAUUUCUGUAUCAAAUAAGGCUCUGUCCAAGUACCAGUCACGCAUAAACACUGUCAACAAGGAACGAUCGACACAGGCCGCCAGUGUAGACGACCUAGAGAAGCAGAUCAAAAAGGUCGACAGCGCACAAGCUCGAUGGCAGGAGAAGUGGGAUCAAGAUACUGGCAAACAUAGUGGUCAAUUGUCCGCUGCCGCGUUGCAGCAAUAUUCAAGACUGCGCAGAAUCAACCGCCUGAAAGCCGACCGAGCUCCCGUCGAAGCGAACUAUAAGCAUCUGAAGAACGACCUGGAGACCGAAGAUUUCAAGCUGAAGGCCAUCGAGAACGACCUGUCAGCGUUGCGAACGAGUAAGGCAAACGUUGCCGACUUCGUCAAGCAGACGCAACUUGAGAUCACCGAGAAGAAAAAGGAGCUCAAUGCCGUUAGGGGCAAGCGUAUGCAGAUCUCUCGGCAGAAGACAGAGCUAGAGGAGAAGUUGCAGGACGUCCUCAGAAAGCUGGUUGAGGCCGACGACGGACGAAGAGCUACCCAGAAAGAACUUGCCAUGCGCGAGACUAUCUCGAUGCUGAAGAGAACCUACCCGGGCGCGUGCAUCGAGUACUUGCGAGACCAUCGCUCUGGCCAGGCAACGUUCCUUCCCCUGGACACCAUUCAGGCGAGGAGCGCCAAUCCUAACCUCAAGGGCAUGCACAAGGGAAUGCGUCCCGCUCUUGACACUAUCGACUAUGGUAACGACGUGGCUCGAGCCAUUUCCUCGGCUUGUGGCAAUGCCAUAGUCUGUGACACCAUGGAUAUUGCUAAAGAGCUAGUGUUCCGUCGCAAAGUCGAUGCCAAAGCAGUCACCUUAGAUGGCAAUGUCAUCCACAAAGGAGGCCUUAUGACUGGUGGCCGAGGCCGCGAAUCAAAUACUCGCAAAUGGGAUGACGCCGAGCUCGAUAAGUUGAACAUGCUGAAAGACAAGCUGAUGAAUGAUAUGUCGGCGCUCCCUCAGGAGAGAAGCCAUCAAGUAGAAGAACAGACUUUGACCUCGGAUCUGACCGGACUCGAGGGUCGACUUGCAGCAGCCGAGGAGGAGGAAUCAGCUUUUGAGCGGAACAUCGAAGGAAAGGCAGCUGAGGCAAAGGCCAUCAAAGAGAAGGUCAAGAACAAGAAGCCCCAGAUGCGUGAUCUAGAAGGCAAGCUCGAACAGAUUGACGAUGACAUCCAAAACUACGAGGCCUCGGUUAUCCAGGUCGAGAACGAGGUCUUCGGUGGAUUCUGUGCCGAGCACGGAUUUGACGACAUACGCGACUACGAAGCCCGGCAAGGCUCUCUGCAACAGGAAGCCUCCACGAAGAAGCUGGAAUUUGUUCAGCAAAAGACUAAGCUGGAAGCAACGCUUUCCUACGAGAAGAUGCGCUUGGAAACAAUCGACGAACGCAUACGCGCGAUACUGGACAAGCAGCAACGCGACCGGGAUCGCAUCGACGAGCUGAACAGCGAAAAGCAAGGCAUCGAGGACGACCUGAACACAUUGGAGGCCGAAUUGCAGGACUUGAAUGGUGCUCUCGCUGAAUUACAAGAAGACUAUGAGACGAAGGGUCAAACCCUCGCCAAGAACAAGCAAGAAGUUGCGAAGAAGACCAAAGAAAUGGAUGGGACCCUGAAAUCCAUCGCCAACCACGAAGGUGAUAUGCAACGAGUCUCACAGCAACGCUACGCCCUCUUACGCAGAUGUAAGAUCGAAAACAUCGAGAUUCCUCUCUUGGAAAGCUCAGCAACACUUGAUUCCCUUCCUAUCAACGAAAUGCAACACCAGGAUCCCGAUGCAAUGGACGUAGAUGACGACGACGAUCCGACUGAAUCCGCACUCCAAGCAGGCAACGCCGGUUCCGAUCACGGCAUCUUCCCCGAUUUCGAAGUCCUUGACUCCGACCUACAAGAACAAUUCAGCCCCGAAGUUGACGCAGAGCUUCAGGAAAACAUCACAAAACUCAACGCGGCUCUAGAGAAGAUGCAGCCCAACGCGCAUGCCGCUCAGCGCCUGACCGCCGUGCAGCAGCGGCUCCGCGACACUGACCAAGAGUUUGAGAACUCGCGCUCGAGGUAUACGGAAAAGAAGAAUGCGUUCGAAGAAGUCCGCACCAAACGCAAUGAUCUCUUCCAGAAGGCCUUCAGCCACAUCUCGGAACAGAUCGUGCCAAUCUACGCCGACUUGACGAAAUCCGAAGAAUACACCGCCGGCGGCCGCGCCUAUCUCACUGCAGAUGACGAAGAGCCCUACCUGGCGGGAGUGAACUACCAGACCAUGCCGCCCGCAAAGACAUUCCGCGACAUGGAGCAUCUGUCCGGCGGAGAAAAGACGAUGGCCGCCCUAGCAUUGCUCUUCGCGAUUCACAGCUAUCAGCCUUCGCCAUUCUUCGUGCUUGACGAGGUAGACGCGGCUUUGGACAACGCCAAUGUGGCGAAGCUGGUGAACUAUGUGCGUGGGCAUAAAGGACCCGGGAUGCAGUUCAUUGUGAUCAGUCUGAAGACAGGCUUUUUCCAGGGCAGUGAGGCGCUGGUUGGAGUCUAUCGUGAUCAGGGUGGGAAUAGCAGCAGAGCAUUGACGCUUGAUUUGCGCAAAUACGACUGA
Molecule: messenger RNA, 3498 nt
Organism: Cyphellophora attinorum
Lineage: Eukaryota; Fungi; Ascomycota; Eurotiomycetes; Chaetothyriales; Cyphellophoraceae
Product: Structural maintenance of chromosomes protein 1
Exons: 4
Coding region: 1-3498 (1165 amino acids)
Biological process (GO): sister chromatid cohesion
Cellular component (GO): chromosome; nucleus; cohesin complex
Molecular function (GO): DNA binding; ATP hydrolysis activity; ATP binding
Source: RefSeq, a predicted model, not a curated record